Mercenaria mercenaria is the source of this 1602-nucleotide messenger RNA. RefSeq lists its product as uncharacterized. NCBI's taxonomy places the organism in Eukaryota, Metazoa, Mollusca, Bivalvia, Venerida, Veneridae. The transcript has a single exon. The coding region runs from base 1 to 1602 and encodes 533 amino acids. The record is from RefSeq and is a predicted model, not a curated record.
AUGGUAAGGGUUUAUAUACAAGCUAUGCUUACUAGCAUCAGCGCAAUUUAUGACGGGCAGUGGGAGGAACGGCGUCACGGAAUUUAUUUCAAGUUAGGUUUCGAGCUUAAUUUUCAGGGUAAUAGAGACGGUACAGACAGUCCAAACUUAAAAUCUGCUAUUGAACAUCAUAACAUCGUGGAUGCAAAAAUCAUGAAAGAAAUCAAAGCAAAUCGCGUAAACGGUCCAUUUUUGGAAAAGCCCUUUCAAGAACUUAAAGUUUCGCCGAUAGGUGUUGUUCCGAAAAAAGAACCAGGGGAAUAUAGAAUGAUUCAUCAUCUAUCAUAUCCCCGCAAUACUGGAACCUCGGUGAAUGAUCAAAUUCCCGCUGACUUUACAGAGGUCUCCUAUGCAAAUGUCGAUGACGCCAUUACAAAAAUUAAAAUGAUAGGUAGAAAUGCCUUUAUGGCAAAAACAGACAUAUGCUCUGCUUUCAGAAUUAUUCCAAUACGUCCGUCCGAUUAUAGUUUACUGGGUUUCAAAUGGGAAAACAAAUAUUACUAUGAUAAAUGUCUCCCUAUGGGAGCUGCCUCAAGUUGUCAAAUUUUUGAGACUUUCAGUACAGCAUUAAAAUGGAUAGCGCAUAACAAAUUUGGCAUACGUCAUAUAGUCAAAAUCCUUGAUGACUUUUUGUUCCUUGCGCCAACUUUCUUCGAGGCUAAGUCAGCACUUGAUUCUUUCUGUCGCAUGUGCACAGUACUAGGAGUGCCGCUAAAUGAGCAAAAAACUUUCCCUCCUUCACCGGUCAUGUCUUUUAUGGGUAUAACACUAGAUUCUAUACAUAUGGAAGCAAGACUACCACAAGACAAGCUAGCUAAAGCUGUUUUGCUAUUACGCGAGCUUGGUUCAAAACAAACAUGUCAACUCCGUACUCUCCUAUCCCUGAUAGGCUUCUUGAAUUUUGCUUGUUCGGUCAUCAGACCAGGAAGGGCUUUCCUAAGACGCCUGAUAAACCUGUCGAUUGGCGUUAAAAAGCUUCAUUACAAGGUAAAACUAAGAUCCCCAGCCAAGCACGACAUGUCCAUGUGGCUAGACUUCCUUGCAAACUUUAAUGGGACAUCUUUUUUCAUCAACGAACAGCGGCUUUCUAGCGAUAACAUUUGUCUACAUACAGAUGCAUCAGGGUCAAAAGGCUAUGGGGCGAUUUAUAAGAGUAACUGGUUUUACGGGUCUUUCCCACACUCUUGGCAAAAAGCAAACAUCGCAUUCUUAGAACUAUACCCAAUUGUUUUGGCAGUAUUCACAUGGGGUCAUUUAUGGAGAAAUCACACGGUAGUUUUUCACACAGAUAAUGAAGCUCUGGUGUCUGUUAUCAAUAAACAGACAUCAAAAGUUCAUUGUAUAAUGUACCUUAUCAGAAAGCUAGUCCUACACUGUCUUACACAAAAUAUAGUAUUUUUAGCUCGCCAUGUCAAAGGAAAAGACAAUAGUAUAGCAGACGCUCUUUCUCGUUUUCAGAUACAGCGAUUCAGGGAGCUAGCGCCGUUCUGCAAACCAAAUCCAACUAUAGUAAGCCCACAUCUUCAACCGGAGAUAUUUUGCAAGGGUUUGAAACUUUAUUAA